Diplodia corticola is the source of this 933-nucleotide messenger RNA. Its product is annotated as wd domain-containing protein. The transcript is spliced from 7 exons. Gene Ontology annotation, cellular component: Cdc73/Paf1 complex. The coding region runs from base 1 to 933 and encodes 310 amino acids. NCBI's taxonomy places the organism in Eukaryota, Fungi, Ascomycota, Dothideomycetes, Botryosphaeriales, Botryosphaeriaceae. Gene Ontology annotation, molecular function: protein binding. The record is from RefSeq and is a predicted model, not a curated record.
AUGUCGAAACAAUACCUCACCCUCCACACGGUCGACGACGCCCAUCCUACCGACAUCUUUGCCAUUGCUCCCACCAAAACUGGCCUGCUGUCCGCCUCUGGCUCCUCGAGCAUCCGCGUCUAUUCCACCACCGAGCCCGAGUUCCCGCUGACUCAAACCAUACAAGACGCACAUAAAAUCGGCUGCCACCACAUAGCAACCUCUGCAAAUGGCCAAAAGGCUGCAAGCGCUGGGUUUGGUGGUGAGGUGAAGCUCUGGGCCUUGGCUGAAGAUGGCAGCUGGACGGCCGAGGGCUCUAUUGUGGACGGAAGCAAAGCUGGCGAAGUCUGGGCCAUCUCGCUAAGUGAGGACGGCACGUAUCUUGCAAGCACAACGCAUGACGGACGCAUCAAUGUUUGGCAGACGUCCUCGAGAGAAAAGAUCAGAGAAUUCGAGACAAAGGGUAGCUUCGGAAACUGCAUCCACCUCAGCGUCGACGGCCGCUUCACUGCGUCUGGCCACGAGAACGGAAGCAUAUAUGUCUUCAACAACGAGACUGGUCGCCUGCUGCAUUCGCUACCUGGUCUGAUCAAGCCAAUUAGGGCCCUGGCCUUCUCCCCGGGAUGCAAGCUAUUGGCUGCUGCUGGUGAUGCUCGAACAAUCGCAUUGUACGAUGUCAGCUCAGGAGAGCAGGUGGCAAACCUCUCAGGCCAUGCUGCCUGGAUCAUGAGUCUUGACUGGAAUGACACGGGCGAAUACUUGCUCACUGGGUCUUUCGAUGGGAAGGCCAAAAUAUGGUCGAUAGAGACCAAGACGUGCGUGGCUACCCAUUCUGAGUCAGAUAAGACAUUGUGGUCGGUCAAGUGGUUGCCAAAGACUCACCGCGCUGAAAUGUUUGCCGUUGCUGGUGCCGGCAAGAGCAUCUCCUUCUACAGGGAAGCCAGUGGCAGCUGA